Messenger RNA from Pyrus x bretschneideri (Chinese white pear), 1524 nucleotides. RefSeq names its product epimerase family protein SDR39U1 homolog, chloroplastic. NCBI's taxonomy places the organism in Eukaryota, Viridiplantae, Streptophyta, Magnoliopsida, Rosales, Rosaceae. The transcript has 13 exons. The coding region runs from base 195 to 1256 and encodes 353 amino acids. The record is from RefSeq and is a predicted model, not a curated record.
GAGAAGAGGCAAUCGAUGGAAAUGGGUGGCUGGUUUGGUUUUGGGUAAUUUGGGUGUGGUUCGUAAUCAAACACAUUGCCAUUAUGGGUGACUCCGACUCGGUGAUUUAGCCUUUCCUUUCACCGCCAUCUCAGAAAAGAGAAACAAAACAUCUUGUUUUAGCAGAAAGAGAGAGCUUGCAAGCUGCUGCAACAAUGGAGGUCUGUGGAGCCACUGCUCUCUCAUGGACCCACACUGUCUCUAUCCCUCGUCACGUCUCUCUGCCCCUCUCUAAGCGUGGGACUCGGAGGCUCAGUGUUUGGUGUGCCUCUGAUCAAACCCAGAAGGCAAAUCAGAUGACUGUAUCAAUAACUGGAGCUACGGGUUUUAUCGGGAGAAGAUUGGUGCAAAGGCUGCAUGCAGAUAAUCAUAGUGUGCGUGUCUUGACACGGUCCAGAUCAAAGGCUGAGUUAAUUUUUCCGGUCAAGGACUUUCCAGGAAUCGUGAUUGCAGAGGAGGCACAGUGGAAAGACAGCAUUCAAGGUUCAACCGGUGUCGUAAAUUUGGCUGGACUGCCCAUAAGCACAAGAUGGUCUCCUGAGAUAAAGAAAGAGAUCAAGACUAGCAGGAUUAGGGUCACCUCGAAGGUCAUAGAUUUAAUAAACGAUUUACCAGAUGCAGUUCGACCUACAGUCUUGGUUAGCGCAACAGCUGUCGGUUACUAUGGUACUAGUGAGACACAAGUAUUUGAUGAGCAAAGUCCAUCAGGGAACGAUUACUUAGCUGAGGUUUGUAGAGAAUGGGAAGGAACUGCCCGCAAAGUGAAUAAGGAUGUUAGGCUAGCGCUCAUUCGCAUUGGUGUUGUCCUUGGUAAAGAUGGCGGAGCUUUAGCUAAAAUGAUCCCUCUCUUUAUGGUGUUUGCUGGAGGACCCUUGGGCUCUGGAAAGCAAUGGUUUUCCUGGAUUCAUCUGGAUGACAUAGUGAACCUGAUAUAUGAAGCCCUAUCCAAUCCAUCUUAUAAAGGAGUUAUCAAUGGAACUGCACCCAACCCUGUUCGAUUUGCAGAAAUGUGUGAAAAUUUGGGAAAUGUCUUGGGCAGGCCCUCAUGGCUGCCUGUACCGGACUUUGCCCUGAAAGCAGUCCUUGGCGAAGGUGCUUCUGUGGUUCUGGAUGGGCAGAAUGUGCUUCCAGUUAGAGCCAAGGAGCUGGGUUUCUCGUUCAAAUACUCGUAUGUGAGAGAUGCAUUACAAUCCAUUAUUUCAGAAAAGGCGGCCUAAUUUGGCGGAGGAAAUAUAUGUAGUUCUUCAUUCUUUUAGGUCGAGGGUAUCCGAAUCUCCAAAACCUAUAUGAAAGAUGCAUCACGAUCAAUUAUCGUAAAGAAAAUGCUGUAACAAGGUGCAGAAGAAACAUCUUUGUUUUCAUUCUUUUAGUUACAAGGUAAUCCCAGAUUAUAAGAAAUUAAGAUUUGAGGAAUCAGGUGAAAUUUGGGUCCUUGUGGAUGCUGUGAAUCUCUUGUUUAAGUGGUUAAUGUAUUAUCUGAACACA